Messenger RNA from Neolamprologus brichardi, 2585 nucleotides. The record is from RefSeq and is a predicted model, not a curated record. Lineage: Eukaryota; Metazoa; Chordata; Actinopteri; Cichliformes; Cichlidae.
AGUGUCUAUUUGCUGUUCGAAAUUGUUCAUUUAAAAAAGGGGGAAAAUCCCCGGAUGACCCAUAGCGGAAGUCUCCGUCAAGAAGGCUUAGAAGAGUGUUAGCUAGGAAUGUUUUCCGGAGUAUCCCCGGUGUUUUACGGUAUUAACAUAAUCAGUCUGUGUUCUUCAGUUACUGCGUGCUAGAGAGUGCCAUCCCAGUGGGAGUGACUGUUGUGGACGAACUACCUAUGUAGCAUUUUAGAGCAUAUCCCCGCCUACGAAGGGCGGCUCGAAUGUCUCGAGGUAAAUACCACCGCCACUGACAGGAAGGGCAACGUAACAUGAGAGUACAAACCAUGUAUUCCCGUAAGUGAUUACUUUGACUGUAGAAAUUAAACGAGUCACUUGUCGUUGGUUAAAUUUAGUCUUGUAACAUUAUGAGUUCUAAUCUAUAAAGCAGUUGGACCUUAUCUGUAGCUGCACUUCCGCGUUGUCGGCUACAAGUGGGUCAACACCAACGACGUUAGAAAAGACUUGCUUUUAGAGAAGACAGAGAGGGGGUACAGUAACAUCAGGCUACUUUACAGCCCUUGGUUCGUCGCAGGGCAUAAAGAGGAAAACGAAAGUCAUGGGUGCAAGUCACAGCCAUGGUACUGCGAGUUCAAAGUCUGGCACAAGCUACGUUGUAGCAGAGCAGGCAACCUCGUCCUCGGCUCAAGAGUUCUUCCCUGUUCCUCUGGAGAUCCUGGAGGAAAUCUUCCUACAUGUUCCGGCCAACCAGGUGGUUCAUGUUUGUCGGUUGGUGUGCUCACAGUGCAAAGAAGUGGCUGACAGUGAAUCUUUAUGGAGAGAAAGAUGUAGAAGAGAAGGAUACAACCUUCGUGAUUCUUCCAAAACACCUGAAGACUGGAGGUUAUUUUACUUCUUAUGCAAGAAAAGAAGAAAUCUUCUCAAGAAUCCAAGAGGAGAAGGAAAAAUGACAGGUUGGAUGAUAAAGGAGAAUGGUGGUGAUGGGUGGAAAUUAGAGGACGUUAUGGUGCCACAUCCAAAUGAAGUAGUCAAGAAAAACUUUGUGACCUCUUUUCAAAUGUGCACAAAGGAGCAGGUAAUUGAUUUGGAAAAGGAAGGCUACAGCCCGACCUUUAUGGAUAAGUUCAAACCAGACAUCAAAAUAUCUGAUUGGUAUGCACCACGAUGGGAUUGUGGAUGUGAAUAUUCAAUCCUUGUGCAGUUGCUGGAUGCAAAGCAGAAUGUUAUCCAGUCGUAUACUCCCGAUACUGUUUUCUUUGAUCAAUGGAAUGAUCAGGAGUGGAAACAGAAGAUCCAUGUAUUCCGGGACUAUAGACGGGGAGUGAGAUACAUUCGUUUUAGCCAUGGUGGCAAGGACACACAGUUCUGGGCUGGAUGGUAUGGAAUACGUGUCACAGACAGCAGCGUUGAAAUAUGUCCAGCAGUGGACACAUAUGGUAGCAUGAGACGGAGUCUACAACCCAGACACGUGGCUCAGCUUAUCCAGGAUAGCACAUCAAUGCGAGCUGUGGCAAGAAGAAACAGACUCCAUGAGGAUGGGAUGAGGGCCCGACAUCCACAGGUGGGGGUUGUGCAGCUCAACACCAUGCAGGGUGUUUUGGCAUUUGCCAGAGAGGUUCACACUGAGCAUGUUCUGCUGCCUGCAACAUCCUCCAGUAUGACCGGUUUGGCAGUGGAACAAGACUGGAAGUUGUUUUACUUCUUGUCCAAGAAGAGAAGAAAUCUCCUCAAAAAUCCAAACGGAGCAGAAAGACUAAACAGCUGGGAGAUCUUGAGAAAUGGUGGUGAUAGAUGGGUUGCUAAGGAAAUUAGGCAACCACAUCCAGAUGAAACAAUCAAAGCAAACUUUGUGACCUCUUUUGAAAUGUGCAUAAAGUCACAGCUGAUUGACUUGGAGAAGAAAGGUUACAGUCCAUCUGUUAUGGAUCAUGCCCAACCAGAUAUCAAAAUAUCUGAUUGGAUUCUUACACGUUUCGACUGUGGGGGCAGUUAUGAUAUCCGGGUAGAGUUGCUAGAUCAAAAGAAGCAGCUUAUUGAGAUCUUUUUACCUGAGACUAUUUACCGUGGCGCGGGACGUGAAGAAUGGAAACAGAUUACCUAUGUGUUUCAUAAAUAUGGACCAGGAGUGAGAUACAUUCAAUUUACACAUGGAGGGAAGGAUUUAAGGUGGUGGAAAGGACAUUUCGGAAUUCACAUUACUGGCAGCUCUGUUGAGUUAUUUCCAACACUGGACACACAGACUACAUAUGUAGUCGGUGGGAUUCAUUUAACAUGUGCUUACUAACUUUCUCUGAAAUUAUACUAAUCAUGUUUAACUUAUUUAACCUGCUUUUAAUUUAGAUGUUUUUGCAUCUUAAACCAACAAAAUGGAUAAAACAGUUUUUUGACUGUUUUAUAUUGACAGUUAGCAUCAUAUUUUGACAGUUUGCCUACAAUUGCACAUUAUUUUCUUACAUCUUACUUAUCAUCCAUUCAUGUUUCUGGAGCUAUGAUUAAUAUAUGUGCACAAGGUUUGGAAUAGAAAGUUUUGUAUAUGUGUGUGUAUAUCAUCCUGAGACGUUAUGGUGCAAUGAGAA